This is a messenger RNA of Paramuricea clavata, 7043 nucleotides long. Lineage: Eukaryota; Metazoa; Cnidaria; Anthozoa; Malacalcyonacea; Plexauridae. The record is from the annotation of a GenBank genome assembly.
GGGAAAACUUUGCAUUUAACAAACCUGCACAACAAUCAAAAACUACGCACGGAGGCGUUGCUUCCAGAGCUGUAGAUGGAACGAAAAGCCGCGUCUAUAGCAGUGGUUCGUGUACCCACACAGCUGAACAAACAACACCUUGGUGGCGAGUGGAUUUACAACAACGUAUUACAGUCACACAAGUGAAAAUCGCAAACAGAGCGAUACUUGGUGACCGACUUUCUGGCUUCGAGAUAAGGAUUGGAGAUAAUUUGGAAAAUAAUGGAAUUACGAGCUUGAGAUGUGGAACUCAACAACAUAUACCUUCAAAUCGGGUAAUUGAACAGACAAUUUUGUUGGUUUAGAACAUGAAUAAAGUCCCAAAUUACAUCAACUUCAUUUUGAGUUCCGUACGUUCACCCUGCAUGUAAUGUCGGGGUAGCAACGUAGAUUAUAAGUUGUGUUGAACUUGGUCAUCUUAUACAAACAGAACAAACAAAUGAGACAGUUGUUUGUUUUGGUAGAAAUCUCAGUAAAAGGUUUGAAGCUAGAGUGCUACAUGCACCAUAUUAAUUCGGUUUCUUAUUCGUUAUCAAAAACGUAAGUAUAGCUAUAAAAUACUCGCGAUAACAGUUAAUUUUUUUUUACAUAGUGGGGUACAGUCUGGUGUGAUCCCACGUUGAUUGGUCGUUAUGUGACGAUUGUUAUUCCAGGAGAAAAUAAAAUGCUAACGUUGUGCGAAGUCGAAGUCUAUGGUAUUAAAGAAGGUAUGUUGAGAAAUCCCACCAGUAAGAAAAAGCGUCUAAUUUCCCUCUGAUCUUGAAUUUGCUUUUUUCAAAUGUUCCUCAAAAAUGUGUAAAAUCAGUGGAAAAUUUAGCCGUACAUUACGCCAUUUUGUAUGCAACAACAAGGUAUAGUUAACUGUAUUUCUGUUAAAAGUCUCAAAUGACGGAUCAGGAAGUAUGACUGAUUAUAGUCCCGAUGCUUAGAUAACCUCCAGAUUUUUAAUCAUCUGAACUUUGCAGCUCUGUUAAAGUUUAUUCCGUUUCUCAAUCAUUGGUGAGCGGAUUUCCCAACAGGCUAUUGCCCAUGCAAUAGAUAGGGGAUCCAAGAUACCUCCUCUUUUGACCUCCUAACUCAUUUGGAAUUUUCAUCAUUAGCUUUGCAAAUUUGAAAAACUCUUUGCAAAUCCCUUGAGUGAAUUUGCAAUCUUCGUAUCGGCUGUUGCAAUAAUCCAAUUCAAAUAAACUUGAUUUUAAAUUUUCCUAACCUCCUGUUUUAAUUUCCUGUUUUCCUGUUCAGUUCUGAGCGUUGUCAUUGGUGGAUUAUUUUUGUUAGCCACUUGCAACGCGCAGGACAGAACAAGAAGUUAGGAACUUGUAACAGGAAGUUAAGAACUUCUAACAGGAACUGAGGAAAAUUUAAUCAGCUUUUAGCAACAUUGCAAAUUCCCUCAAGGGAUCUGCAAUGGAGUUGUUUAAAUUGCAAAGGUAAUGAGAAAAAUUGCGAUCAAUUUAGGAACUCAAACGAGGAACGCUUCACGUAGUUUACCUGUAACGUUCUUAUCCGAUUAUGAAUGAUAUGUUGUGAGAAAAAAGGAACUUAAAGUUUAUAUAAAUCGGUAGGAAUUUCUUUGAACUAUAUAAGCUCCUUCAUGGUAGUUGAUUUAAAGAAAUUUAUCGUCUGAAAUGAAGUCAUACUUUUUAGUAGCAUUGCAGAACAAAUAACUACCUGAUUUCCAACUUUAGAUAACUCACAUGCCUCGUUACUAUUGUUAUAGUUUACGGAAGCAUAGAAUAGACCAAAGUAACUACAGGGACGUCCGCGUAGCCUGUUUAAAAGUGUGUGUGAGAGCGAGGGUUCAGGAUAACAAGGGAGCUAUUCCACGCAGGCAGGAUGAAUUAUAUCCGGUAAUUUAUUCUUAACCACCGAAAAAGUUGGGGGCAUGCCCCUCUUGUUCCGCGGUCCGUGACCUAAGCAUUAGAAAAAAAGUGUUAUUCACUUAUAUAGAUAAUUCUUAAGCUUAAGGUGGCUCCCUACAGUUCUCUAAAAUUUUAAGUAUUUUAGUAACCUUCGUUUUCGACCAAAAUUAUAUCGAAUUUAGAAGUCUUAUGCUGUCGAUAUAUGAACAAAUAGGAACAGUGUUAGUGUUGCCAUGGCAACCAUGACGUUUCAUCUUGUGCACUUUUAUUGUCUAAUUUUUUCAAUCAAACGGCAAUAUCUUUUUUCCUUCGGUCACCCCUUCUCAAUUUUAUUAAGAUUUAUAGUUGAAAGAGGAAUGACAUAUUAAAAUUAGAAGAGAUGUUUAAGGCAGGUUUUGAGAUAUUUAUGAAUAACGACUACAAAAAAUCUGUAAUGUAGAAUUUCUUGAAAUUUUGUUAUGUUUGACUAAUUGUUAUGCUUAGCAAAUGUGCAAAAUUUAAAAAAAUUUCACCGAAGGAAACGCGAGAAAAAUAGUUCUAAAAUCCAUUUGAAGUUGUUGACGUGACAAAGUAUGGAUUCGACAUGAUCGCUAAUUGCGCAUGCGUGUGAAUUAUAAUGCGUGGGGAACACGAAACACGUACGGUUUUUAGUUUGCUCUUUUUAGUAAUUUUCACUUUGAGUCUUUGGCUUAUAUGUAUCGCACAAAUAUUUUUUAUUUAUUUGAAAUGAAAAUAAAAAAUAUAUGUUCAAAAUACGAAAAAUUGAGAACACAAUAACGCAUUGACUUAAUUAAAUUUAAUUCAAGUUAAUCAAGUAGAGUUUGACUGCUCGUAUAAAACAACUCGUAACUGUCUGCAGUAUAGUUUUAUUGGAUUCAGCAGAUAAAAAAACUACAUGUGAACUGAGUUGAAUGACAGGACUUACGUAAGUUUCAGUGACGGUACAGGAGUGCCUUGAAGACAGUGUAGAAUAUAGUUUCUGUUCGUGACACUGUUGUUAAUCAUUAUGAGUAUUAUGAAAUACAGUAGUGAACGCAUUAAAUAUAUAAAAACAUACGGAAAGGUAGGUUAAAAACUAGUUAGCAACAUACGUACUGUUCGAAUUUUGAAAAGUUUAGGAAGAUAAUAAAAAACUGGCGUUCUCUUUGCAGAUAAAAAUACAAAAACAACUUCCCGCGGCUUGUUUCAAGAUUUUUACAAGAGUCGCGAGGAUGACGUCUGAUCUAUAUAAGUAUUUUAAACUGGACUAUAACUGUAGAGAGUCACCUUAAGGCAUGUUACACGAGGCAGUUAUUCUACAACUUGUAAUGCAAUAGGGCCAAGCAAUUUAACAAUUAGACAACGAGGGCGAGUUGUGUAUGAGCGAAUAGUCAACGAUGGCGAAGCUGAGAUGACUGAUUCGCUCGUGGACAACGAGGCCAAGUUUGUUUUAGUAUAAACUUAACAAUAAUUUAUUUACAAGAGGGUCCUGAAGGGGGGGUCCCAAUCCCAUUUCCCACCUGAAAUUUUGGCAAAAUCCCAGUCCCAGUUGGAUUUUCAUUAGAAAUCCCAGUCCGAGUUAUUGAAAUCCCAGUCAAUAAACAACCCUUUAUUUAUCGGUAGAAUAAACAGUUUUAAGACCUUUUAAGCCACCGUGUGUGCAAGUGGUGGACACUUUAUGAAAUAUCGGGGGGGGGGGGGCUCGUACCGAAGGCACAGAAAAUGUUUUAAUUUGAAUCCCGGAAAUGGCAUUUGCAGCAUUCUGAGAGAUGCAUAAUCAGAAAACCCAGAAUUCCGGGCGCCAGAGUAUGCCUGUUCGCAGGUAGUGCUGUGAAUAAUAUAGUUAACAAGAAAAAUGAUGACCAAAGACUCCGAAAACGGAUCAAAAUUGUAUUUUAAAACACUUAAAAUGUAGAAAAAUUGGGAAUCGACUCGCAUUACCUCAAUCCCAUUCCCAUUUUUGAGGACUUCAUUUCCCAUUCCCAGUGGCUAAAUCCCAGUUCCAGCAACCCAAAUCCCAUUUUCCCAGUCUAAAAUUAGAUCAAUCCCAGUUCCCAUUUUACCCCUUCAGGACCCUCUUACAACUAGGCAAAGAAAUAAAAAAAAUACACAAAAGUAUUAAUAUUAGAUUUUAAUAAUUUAGUCUCGUUUCUGGAACUGGUUUUCAAUGCUGCGACGGAAUUAUGAGCGGGUUCAUCGGCAUCGAAUUAAAUAUUUUAAUUUUUGGUCUCGUAAAUUGUUUCAAAAUUCAGUUCUAAUUUUAAUCGUAUGCAAGAUGGCGGAUGGUUAUGAAAGUGUGAGCUCCCUAUCUUGUUCGACUUCUCAACAAAAAAACCAACGUAGUUUGCCCAGAGAUUCAUAGAAGGCGAAAUAAAAUUGAGUGGUAGAUGGCUGUCGCCUGGUGGCGAAGCGAAGAAAUUUGUUAAACAAAAUUUCUCCCUGAAAUGGCAGGGACCAAAGAGCAAAAGAUUAUCGAUCCUUGAAGACGACGAAGACAAAUACUUGGAGACGUGUCUCGAAGGAUUUGCACGUACAGCGAACAUUGAAUUCAAUGACAAACCCAAAACGUCCAUCGUCGAACACGUGCUUGCUCAUGUUGUUGUCCCCGAAGGCGAAAGCAAAGUAUCGACAUAUGACAAUUGCAAGGACAUGAAACCUGAAAUAGAUCGCAUAAUGUCGAUGUUUACGAAGUUACAGUUGAAGCAAGAUGAAGAAAGUCAACGAGCGGCUGAAUCCGAGGCGAAAGUCGAAAGUUUGGUUUCAGAACAUAUUUCCAAGAUGGCGACCGAAAUCGAAUCGCUAAAAGCAACCGUGGCAGAACUAGAAUUCGAGAACUCUGCAAUAAAGAACGUUUUAGAGAUGAAACAAAGUGAGUGGAUUAAAGUAGAUUCUAAGAAAAGCCCAUCUAUUGAAAUCAAAGCUGUGGAUAUCCCAUCUGAAACCCCAGUCCAUAACAGCUUUUCAACACUGGAUGUUGAGGAGCCAGAAGAAGACGAAGCAUAUACUAGCUUUCCAGCAUUGGAUGACGAUGAGAAAAAUAUGGAUAGUAGCCAUAAAACCAAUGUCAGCCAUCCAAAGCAAAAGUCUAAAUCUGGAAAAGUAUCAACAUGGAAGAAUACGGAACAAAAUAUCGGUGCCAAGCAAAGAAAUGACCUGAACAAAACCAUUGUGAUUGGUGAUUCCAUGAUCAAACACAUCGACAGCAAGAAAAUUGAAAGGGCUGCAGGAAGUAAAUCGGUUUCCCACUCUUAUAGCGGAGCAAGAGUUAACCAGAUUAAUGAGAAAUUCAAGGAACACCGAAACAAAGAGCAGUAUGAUUGCAUCAUACUUCACGUUGGGACGAAUGAUCUGGUUCACCAAGAGGCUGAACAAGUGGCGGCAGAUAUGGAAAGCUAUUAGAAGAAGUAAAGACACACACGACGAAAGUUGCUGUAUCAAGUGUUAUUCAAAGGUAUGAUGGCCGAGUAAGUUCAAACAAAAUAAAUUGUUAUAAUGGCUUAGUGAAAACAUUAUGCUCCAAGCAUAAUGUUCACUUUAUUAAUAAUAACAAUAUUGAUAAGUCCUUUUUAAAUGGCUCAAAUCUACAUUUGAACCGGAAAGGUGACAGUGCUCUAGGCAGUGCAUUCUGCACAUAUAUUAAAUCUAAUAGAGUUAAAACCCCUAGUAAGGUAUCAGUGCCUUUAAGUGAAAACAACCAGGGUUUUCACCAUGUUUAUGGACACAGGAACAGAGAGUGGACUCUAUACCUGGAGUAUGUCAGCCAGAGGUUGCUGAGCAAAUAGAUAGAAAUCCUAAUAUUGUAAACACAAAUUAUGUGAGUAGCGAUUUUUUAAUUAGCCUAAACUCCAUUCCUAAAGAAAGAGGUUUCAAAAUGGCUUUUCUAAACAUUGUUAGUCUGCCCAAAAAAUUGAUGAAAUAAGAUUUUCAAUGUCAAACAAGUACAUUGAUCUCAUUGCUUUCAAUGAAACACGACUUGACCAAAGUAUACCUGAUAACCUGAUUCACCUUGAUGGUUAUGAUAUUAUUAGGAAAGAUAGGUCGAGAAAUGGAGGUGGAGUAUGUAUUUAUUUGCGUAGCUCAAUCAAUUACAAUAUAAGACAUGAUCUGAUUCCCUCUGAACUAGAGGGUGUUUGUGUAGAAGUUAUUAAGCCACAUAGCCGACCAUUUCUUAUUACAACAGUUUAUAGACCACCAGAUUCAUCAUCUGAAUUCUUUGACCAGUUUGAAAAAUUAAUCAAAACUAUUGAUGAUGAAGAUAAAGAAAUGUAUAUUCUUGGUGAUCUAAACUGUGACAUGCUAAAAACAGAUAAGGAAUCAAAUCUUCCUACAAAGAAAAUUAAGUCACUAUAUGAAUUGUAUCAGUUAUCACAGUUGAUCAAUGAAGCUACUCGAGUAACUAUGACUACCACCAGCCUUAUUGACCAUAUAGUUACCAAUAAACCAGAGAAAAUUUCAAAUUCUGGUGUUAUACAUACAGGUAUAAGUGAUCAUAGUAUGAUAUAUGCAAUUAGGAAACAUUCCAUUUUAAAAAAAAAACAAGAAAACACUACUGAAAUUAGAAAUAUGAAAAAUUUUGAUAAUCAAAAAUUUGUUGAGGAUCUUCAGGAUCAGCACUGGGAAUAUGUAUACUUUUUUGCUGAUGACCCAAACACUAUGUGGGAAACUUGGAAGAAAUUAUUCUUAGAGGUCCUUGAUAAGCAUGCACCACUUCAACAUAAAAAAAUUAGAUAAAAAAAAAUCCCUUGGAUUACAAGUGAUAUAAAGAAACUUAUAGUUACAAGGGACAAAUUAAAAAGGAAAGCCAUUAUCACAAACCUAGAAAAGGAUUGGAAAAAUUAUAAAGCAACAGGAAAUAAAGUGAACAUAGAGCUUAGAAAUGAUAAAAAAGAUUAUUUUUCCUCGAAAAUUGCUGGUCAAAAAUGUGAUCCAAAAAAUGCUUGGAAAACCAUAAACAAUCUAUUAGGUAGACAAAGCAAACCAACAGUGGUGAAUGAACUAAAGCUGGGUGACAAUAGUUUAACAAGUCCAAAAGAUAUUGCAGAGGGCUUUAAUGAUUAUUUUUCAAGUAUUGGCCCUGAUUUAGCAAGCAAUAUUCAUACUUCGAAUGACAGCUUUGAAAAAUAUGUUAAAAAUUCUAAAUCAGAAUUCACUGAUUUCCAGCCG